AUGGCACCCUUAAGAUCUGUUUCCGAACUUGCAUCCAUAAUCGAAAGAAACACACGAACUCUAGAAGAUGGAAUGAAAGGAUCUCCUGGGGCCCAAUUCUCUGUCUCGUUCGGAGCACCACCGCUGGUUGGCUUGUCCUCUGCACUUGAGGGUACCCAUGAUGAGCUCCUGGAGACGAUCGAAGAGUUACGAGUCCGACUUCAAGGUCCAAUGGGCUAUUUCAUAUCAUUUAUGCUCCCGGCGGCCGCGGCGGUAGCUGUUUUCAAAGCUUUAUAUGCAUUUGACAUCGCCUCUCAUGUUCCUGUUGCACCCAACGCAGAGAUAUCGUACAAAGAUCUCGCAAAAAGCUGCGGUAUUCCAGAGGACGAUACUCGUCGCAUAGUUCAAACUGCUAUCACUUUUCACAUUUUCGAAGAAGUUACUCCCGACGUGUCCGUCAAACACAAUGCCAUCUCAUCGGUAUUUACCUCUCCCGAGAUGAAGGACAUAUUAGGUCUAUAUGCUGAGGAGCAGUUGUCCGGUGUUGUCAAGCUCGUCGAAAGCAUUCGGAGGUUCCCAGGCAGCGGGGAACCCGGUCACUCAGCCUCGGUAUUAGCUUUCAGAGAAGAGAAAGCAGUGAAAGAGAUAGGCAUCAACAGAGAAGAGAUUGCUGAUCCGACCAAGAAUUUCUUCGACUAUAUUGCCGAAGACGAGAAACGUGUUGCCCGUUUCCGAUCAGCCAUGGGCGUGUCUACCAAGGCCCCAGGCUUUACCUCGUCAUACUUUGUGAAGACUUUACCGUGGGCGGACAAGGAUCAGUGUCCAGAGACUGUUGUGGAUAUUGGUGGAGCUGGUGGUGAAGUAAUCCAGAGCAUACUACGUGCCUAUCCCAACGUCAAGAAGGGUAUGGUGCUGGAUCUCCCGGAAGUUAUCGCCGACGCCAAAGUCCCCGAGGAUCUCAGCGACAGACUCGAGUACAAGAGCUACAACUUUCUCACGGAGAAGGUGACACAUGAUGCGGAUGCCUAUGUAUUUCGCCAUAUUUUCCACGACUGGAGCGAUCAGUACGCCACAAAAAUCUUUAAGAACUUGGUUCCAGCUCUCAAGAAGGGUAGCAAGAUCUGGCUCGCCGAAGUUGUACUUCCCAACUUGAGUGAGAAGGACCGGCUAAAAGACCGGCUGCAGAGAAGCGCGGAUAUCCUCAUGAAAUCAGGAUUCAACGGCAAAGAACGUAGCAAGCGAAAUUGGGAAAGUGUCCUGGCUGCAUCCGAUGAGAGGCUUCGGAUUGUAAGCAUCGCAAAGCCUGAAGGUGCUCAUGACUCUGUUAUUGAGAUUGUGUUUGACGAUUGA
Messenger RNA from Daldinia caldariorum, 1329 nucleotides. RefSeq names its product S-adenosyl-L-methionine-dependent methyltransferase. NCBI's taxonomy places the organism in Eukaryota, Fungi, Ascomycota, Sordariomycetes, Xylariales, Hypoxylaceae. Gene Ontology annotation, molecular function: O-methyltransferase activity. The record is from RefSeq and is a predicted model, not a curated record. The coding region runs from base 1 to 1329 and encodes 442 amino acids. The transcript has 4 exons.